This is a messenger RNA of Heterobilharzia americana, 1848 nucleotides long. The record is from the annotation of a GenBank genome assembly. NCBI's taxonomy places the organism in Eukaryota, Metazoa, Platyhelminthes, Trematoda, Strigeidida, Schistosomatidae.
AUGACCUUCUGCCGAAACAUUUCGCAAGAGGUUCAGAACGAUGGUAGAAAAGCAGUAUUAUGCAGUCACUUUGGGUUUGCAAAGGGUUCAUUCCUCUCUGUUUCUAUCCAAAAACUGGAAGGUGAUUUACAGCACAUAACCUUCACUUUGGACAAGGCUGGUGAUUCAGGAGUAACAUCCCUUAUUGAAUCCAAGUCGAAUACUUGUUUUUGGGAUAAGUCGUUUAAAUUUCUUUAUCUCUCGUUUGAUACAUCAUCCAAGUCACUAGUAGUACACAAUAACGAUACAAACUACAAAGGUGUAAUUUUUGAAGCUGAUGCCUUGGAGAUGGAAGAAGACGGUGAGCCUGUCAUUAGACCUACUGGUUUGAUCGACAAUAUCCACUAUGCUUUAACGUGCUUGCGUCUGAUCACUGAUGGAAGCCUGGUAGUGGCAAAGGCAAUAAAUGCCAUCAUAUUAUCUGAACCUGUAUUCUUGGAGAAAAUUAAACUUAUGAAACUAAACGAUUUAUUUCAAGAACAAUAUCUUAUAUACCGUCUUUUACGUGAGGUUGCAGACUACAAAUUAAAUAUUGAUAAUGACCUAUUACAAAUGUCUAAAUCUACAAAUCAUAUUGAACCGGGGAAUGAGACGGAAUUACGAAACAUUUUUCGAAUUAUUUUAUCUCAAAUAUCACCAAGUGGUUCACUACGAUGGAUUCCAUAUGACAUAAAAGAUAAUGUAUUCAGUACAAAUUUUACAGUUCGUUUCCUUAAUACAUCUGAAGAAGGCUUAUAUAGUCUUUAUUUUCACAAUUGUGCUGAAUUGAAUGUUGAAUCUGGUAAACGGCAUUCAGUUAAUCUUACAUUAAAAAUGGUUGAAAAGAAUGUGGAUAGCUAUCUAUCUGCUGGUCAACAUCCACUGCCUAUGCUUUAUGCCAUCUCUUCUUUGGCUUAUUUAUGCUUAAGUAUUUUCUGGUUGACUUAUCUUCGUCUAUCCAAAAAUUCAGUUUUCCGAAUUCAUUAUCUCAUGCUGGUCGUUGUUGUAAUUAAAUCGAUUUCACUUGGCUUUCACAGUAUAAAUUACUAUGUGAUUGGAAAGCAUGGAGCACAUGAAGAAAGUUGGGCAAUUAUGUAUUACAUUACUCAUAUUAUUCGAGGUGCACUUCUGUUUAUCACUAUACUACUUAUUGGUGCUGGUUGGGCUUUUAUCAAGCAUAUGUUGACACCACGUGAACGUAAUGUAUUCCUUAUUGUUAUACCUCUUCAAAUUUUGGCAAAUAUUGCCACUGUAAUUAUUGAAGAAUCUGAAGCUGGUGCAGCUCGUUAUGCUACAUGGAAAGAAAUUUUCAUUUUUGUUGAUUUAGCGUGUUGUGGUGCAAUUUUAUUCCCUGUAGUAUGGUCAAUUCGACAUUUGAAAACAGCUUCUCAAACUGAUGGUAAAGCAGCUAUAAAUCUACGCAAUUUACGAUUAUUCCGUCACUUUUAUAUUCUAGUUAUAUGUUACGUGUAUUUUACACGUGUUAUUGUCUAUCUAAUGACAAUUACAGUAGCCUAUUCAUAUUCUUGGCUUGUUGAAUUAUUCAAAGAAACUGUGACCAUUAUUUUCUUUAUCUCAGUUGGUUAUGAAUUUCGUCCAGUUAAUAAUAAUCCAUAUUUACUUAUUUCUGGUGAUGAUGAUGUUAAUGAAGAUGAAGAUACUGUAAUGGAACGUAUGCAUAUGGAAGAUGUAUGGUCACAGUCUGGUUUCACAGAUGGUGUAACACGUGUUCAAAGAUCACAAUACAAUAAUAAAUCAAGUAUUGCCAUGAAAACCUUUCCAAAAAUUAAAGAUAAUCAGUUAGUUCAACAAGAUAUAGAGAAUGCAUAG